Sclerotinia trifoliorum is the source of this 3236-nucleotide messenger RNA. The record is from the annotation of a GenBank genome assembly. Lineage: Eukaryota; Fungi; Ascomycota; Leotiomycetes; Helotiales; Sclerotiniaceae.
UUGUUGUCCACCAUAAACCAUAACAUCCAAACCCCGUCCAAACCAGAUCAUCAUCACAUACAUAAAAAAGGAACCACCACAGAAAGAAUCCGACCUUUCAUCACCCAAAAUCGAACAGUCAAGCAUUAUCCCAACCCACAUUCAUUAAUUGUCUGCUCUCAGCAAUUCUUGUGCUAAAACAUUUCGAUAUCCAUCCACUUCCCAAGUCUCUCGAAUUGUAUCUACUUAAUGUCUUCAUAAAAAAGAGCUUAGGGAAGAGGUUACAAACCGUGUCAAAAGUCGUGUGCUAGAACCCCACUCCGCUCCUUCAGAGGGAAUUCUCUGUCAUACACAGAGAACUAAUAUAUUUCACAUGGCAACAGUAUCAAUAUCACCCCUAACUGUCACAUUAACAACAAACAUGUCGAGCAGGAGGCAGCCUCUCUCAACCAUCUCGAAUGUCGCUAAUUCCCCGUACCGAGCGGUAGCUUCGACUACCACAAAGCAGAAACGAUCAUAUGCCAAUAUACAACGCGAAGAUGCUUAUGGACAACCACCUCCGGCGAAGAAGCAGAUGCUAGAUGCACAUCAACAAGCUUUAAGAACACCACCGCGUCAAAGUGUUAGUCAAGUCUCGGUUGAAGGAAGGGUCUUUAGUCGGAAGUCCACCAUCCAGCCAUCCAAUAUUGAACGAAGGUGCGUAACAAUUAGAGCAGAUCGAGGUUCUCAGCAGCAAGUUACAAAGGCACAGAAAAUACCAGAGGAGAGUUUGGAAUCUAUACGUCAAUGGCAAAAGUUUUACAGGAGGAAUUUUCCAAAAUUCGUCUUCUACUUUGAAAGUAUAUCAGAGGAUGUCCGGCUUAAAUAUACAAAACAAGUUCUCGCUCUAGGUGCAGUAAGUGUUGAUUCUGUGUAAGGGCUGGGUGCCGCGGAUCAUAUUGACCUCGUUUCAGCGCGACGAAAAAUUCUUUUCUAAUGAAGUCACCCAUGUCGUCACCACUCGAUCGAUUCCACCCGAGAUUCCCUUCACAUCUUCUACUACAGCUCAGUUGGAUUCGCAACAUGGAACUAUAAAUCCUUCUUUGCUGAACCGAUCCUCCGAGACCGCAGAUAUGAGAGAUCCGCGAUCGAAGUUUACAUUUGAAGCUCCAGUUUCCAGAAGGCUUGUUACACAGGGACAUGAUGGAGAUGCCAGGCGACAGCAAGCUCGUAGCUCGGAUGUACUGUACAAAGCGCGAGAGCUAGGGAUAAAAAUAUGGGCUUUGGAAAAGUUGCAAAGGAUGAUGACGACAAUGUUUGACACGGACACUGGCUACCAAAUAUCACACACUCAUAACAAAAGGAGCCAUUCCGUCCAGGGUGGUACAAUAACUAGAGCAAUUCAAGAAGCUGAUCUAUCCCAAUUGUUGAGGAAUGAACGAAUUUAUGGACCAUCAGAUCGAGAUCUCAGCGUCGCUACAAAGGAAAUGACUAUAUUCAAAGGGCCUUAUAUCUACAUUCAUGAUAUUGAUGAAAGGAGAAAGCCGAUAAUGGUUCGAGAGUACAACAAGGUUACUCAAAAAGAAGACGGAGAUUGGCCGCAGUUCCGCAGUGUGCCGAAUGGGAAAUGUCCAUUUGUGGAUGAACAAGAGCUCAGUCGUCGUGAAUUAGAGAAAGAAAAGGAAUUGAUACGUAUUCAGAGCCAAAAGGAAAGGGAAAUGGCUGUGGCUGUGGCUGUGGCUCCAAGAACGAGAGCUGCGGUAGAAGCAGCCAAAAUGCAGCCACCGAAGGCGAUCAGCAAACGAGCACUAUCUCAAUUUGAUGAUGGAGCAAAUCGAAGUGCUACUGUCUCGACAAGGCAAGCCAAUCCAUUCGAUACCAACAGAACCAGAACUCAUCGUGCAGAACUUGAGUCUUCUUCUCGAGGUCAAAAUGCGUUUGUCAGUCGUGCUGGAGUUGGUAGAUUGUUUGGCGGUGAACCUGUUGCAUCGGGAGUCCAACCAUCGAGUAUCACAUCGGCUAUUCGCUCUCAGAUGAUCUCUUCCACAGCAGCUCAACCUGGACUGAAGGUCGGAACAAGCAAAGAGCUUCAUGGUCUGCAGAGGAAGGUGCUGGAGAAGACAAAUGGUGGAUCUGGACCUCAUGGAUCUCAUGGAUCUCACCGUUUGACUGACAUUACUUCGACUGUAAGAGAAGAUACAACCACUCGCCCUGCAAAGCGUGAGGCACAAAGGAAAUUUGGCGUCAUAGACGAAGACGAUAUUACUACAGAAAGAGAGGAAAUGGGUAGAAGAGAUGAAGCUGCUCGCAAAGCAAAAGCUGUUCAGCAAAGAAAGCUUGAAAAGCGUGAUGCCAAACCAGGAUACUGUGAAAACUGCAACGAUAAAUUCGAGGACUUUGACGAGGUAAAUUUCUUUUUAUAUUGUGAUCGCAAUGGUACUAAUAAUUGAAAAGCAUGUAUCCUCACGCAAACAUCGCAAAUUCGCGGAGAAGGCCGAAAAUUGGAGGGAGCUUGACGCCCUAUUAGGUCAACUUGUUCGACCUCUUUUGUAAUGAAGAUGGAAUCGCUUCUCCAUGUACUUUCAAUCAUUCAUGUGAAUUCAAUUUGAACCAGACAGCAGCCUGUCCCUCCCAAAUUAAUAAUAUAAGGGGUUCAAUCAUCGGGACAUAGAAAAACAAAAACGGAGUCGUUAUAACGACACAUCACAAUCACAGUUUUGCUUUCAAAUUUGCAUCUUGCUUUAUACCACAAUACCCAGACAUCACGAUUGUUUUUUCCUGAUGGGACGGCGGAAUGAUAGGGUGGCAAUAUUGCCUUUUUUGGGGACGUAUUACUUGAUUCGGCCUGGCCUGUAUCAAGAUUUCGGCAUUUACAAAGGCGUUUAUUCUCUUUCAUCUACAAUGUGUUGAUUUUGUUCUUGGGGGAGGGGUGUUGGUUGGUGGUCUCUUGUGCUUUUGCUCUUGCUCUUGCUCUUGCUUUUGCUCUUGCUUUUGCUAUGCUUACUUGAUGGGCAAGGCAUGGCAUAGCAUAGCAUCUUGCGUGCACUUUAUAGUGUCUUGUUUUGACUGUGUUGUAUAUAGUAUCCACUGUGGUGAGGCUAGGGUUUAGGGGAAAGGGAAAGGAAAGGAGACACGGAGAGGGAUUUCAGGGUUGUAAGAAGAUGGCAUGAAAUGAAAUAAGAUGAAGCGCUCGGAAAUUCCUUACUUGGGAGUAAGUGUGAAAUAACCGGUGCUCUUUUCCAUGUACAUAUAUAUACAUAAAUAAAUGUAUGUGUGUC